UCGCUGUUCUUUUUCUUCAAGUUUUCAACUUUGGCGUCACGCUUUGAUCAAAAACCAAAAACAGCCUUCUCGAACCUUCUCAACCUCCCCCAAUUCAUCUCCCAAUUUCCAAAAUUCAUCGAUCUUUGUUCCAUAAUUCGUCUCCCGUUUCCUUGUUUUCACCGCUCUCUUUAUAGUUCCAUCCAUUGCUAUAUUUGGUUAUCGAUCUCAUCUUCCGAUUUAGAAAUUCUCUCAAAUUAGGGUUCUUGAAUUCUGAUCGGAAUUCGUUAUCAUUUGAUCGGAAAAACCCUGAGGCGGUUCCUACCCAACUCAAUUCAUAUCAAAACAAGAAAUACCCGGUUCUUGAAUUUCUAAACGAAAGAAGAUCCACGCUUCAAAAAUCUCGCUUACCCUUUUUGUAAAAACCUCCUUGGUUUUAAUCCCCAAUUCAACCCAGAAGAAUUGUGAAAAUUCAUCGAUUACCCCUUUCGUUUUCAAUCAAAAUAGUAUACCCAGAUCAUCAAGAUCCCAAAUUAAUCUUUCCACACGUGAUGGGCACAAUUAGUUUUCACAAAGAAGUUUCGAAACCCUCAACAUCUUCUUCUACUGCUUCUUCUUCAACCUCCUCGACGUCUCGAACUGAGACGGUGAACGGGUCCCAUGAAUUCAAGAUCAACGGAUACUCCCUUGCCAAAGGCAUGGGAGUGGGAAAAUAUAUAGCUUCAGAUACUUUUACGGUGGGGGGCUAUGAAUGGGCCAUUUAUUUUUACCCGGAUGGAAAGAGCGCUGAAGAUAAUGCUUCCUACAUUUCGCUUUUUAUUGCUUUGGCGAGUGAAGGGACGGAUGUAAGAGCCCUUUUUGAGUUGACGCUUUUGGACCAGAGUGGAAAAGAUCGUCACAAGGUGCAUAGCCAUUUUGGGAGGAUGCUUGAGAGCGGGCCUUAUACCCUUAAGUACCGUGGGAGCAUGUGGGGUUAUAAACGCUUUUUCAAAAGAACUCUUCUAGAGACAUCAGACUACCUUAAAGAUGAUUGCCUUUCAUUUCGCUGUUGUGUUGGCGUAGUUAAGUCGCAUACGGAGGGACCUAAAAUCUAUUCUAUUUCAGUGCCACCUUCUGAUCUUGGUCAGCAUUUUGGGAGGUUAUUAGAAAGUGGAAAAGGAACUGAUGUGAAAUUUGAAGUUGAUGGGGAAAUAUUUGCUGCCCACAAGUUGGUCCUUGCAGUACGUUCACCUGUAUUCAGGGCGCAACUUUUUGGUCCAUUGAAGGAUCAGAACACGCAGUGCAUUACAGUAGAAGACAUGGAAGCUCCUGUUUUCAAGGAAGGUAAAAAUACAGGAGAGUACAUCGGGAAUCCUCUUCUAAGGUGCUGCUCCUGUACAUUAUUCUUCCUAACCUCGGUUAAGGCAUUGCUCCAUUUCAUUUACUGGGAUACCUUACCAGAUUUGGAAGAGCUAGCGGGUUCAACUUCAAAAUGGGCUUCAACUCUUGUGGCUCAGCAUCUGCUUGCUGCUGCUGACCGUUACGCACUUGAGAGAAUGAGAAUUCUCUGUGAGGCUAAACUUUGUGAGGGUGUCGCAAUAAACACAGUUGCAACUACAUUAGCCUUAGCAGAACAGCACAACUGUUUGCAUCUGAAAGCCGUAUGCUUAAAAUUUGUUGCAUUGCCAGAAAAUUUAAAAGCUGUGAUGCAAACAGAUGGAUUCGAGUAUCUGAAGGAAAGUUGCCCUGGUGUUCUGAUUGAAUUGCUGCAAUAUGUUGCAAGAAUCGGGGAGCAUUCUGUUAUUGCAUGUGGAUAUCGAAGAAAAGAAGCACCGGUAGAUGGUUCUGAUGCUAAUGGACGGCGGGUCAAACCAAGACUACAGUGAUUUAGGGAAUAACAUGUAAAUCAUCCUUUGAUUAGUAGGAAAACUAAUAAGAGAGAGCAAGGUAGCUUUAGAUUUUUGCUUGUACCAACAACGGUGAGUAUAUGCAAAUUUAUAUGGUGAAGGAUGAUUUGUUUCUUAUAC
This is a messenger RNA of Hibiscus syriacus, 1985 nucleotides long. Its product is annotated as BTB/POZ and MATH domain-containing protein 2-like. Bases 531 to 1844 code for a protein of 437 amino acids. Gene Ontology annotation, molecular function: protein binding. The record is from RefSeq and is a predicted model, not a curated record. Gene Ontology annotation, biological process: protein ubiquitination. The transcript is spliced from 6 exons. Lineage: Eukaryota; Viridiplantae; Streptophyta; Magnoliopsida; Malvales; Malvaceae.